AUGAGCUUCUUCUUUUCUUCCACUUGUUCCAGGAUCCAGGCCAGUUCCUCCUCAGACAGAGACUCCGCACCAGAGGCACUGGAGGCCAAGGAGGAUGACCUGGAAGUAGGGCCAGGGAAGGAAUCAGUUACAUUCGAGGGUGUCACUGUGGUGUUCACGGAGGCAGAGUUGAAGAGGCUGAGCUCUGAGCAAAAGGACCUGUACAAAGAAGUGAUGCUGGAGAUUUACAGGAAUCUGCUGUCAUCGGAACCAAAGCCAGAAGUCUACCCCUGUUCCUCCUGCCUUCUGGCAUUCUCCUGUCAGCAGUUCCUCAGCCCCCAUGUGCUUCAGAUCUUCCCAGGCUUCUGUGCGGAAAAUCACUUCCAUCCAGGGGAUUCCAGCCCAGGGCGUCAGAAGCAGCCGGAGCAGCAGGAUUCUGAUCAAAGCUGCUGCAGUGAAAGCACAGAAGGUCAAGAGAGAGAAGAAGUCUGCAAACCCUUGUGUGGGAGGGCAGGGGACAGAGAGACUUCAAGGGCGUUCUCCAGCCCACCCCAAAGGCUGUCCACAAGCCCUAGAGAAGACAGCGCAGUGGUAGGCAUAGAGCCCAGCUCAGCUGAAAUGGUAAACUCUGUGGAAACAGACAAAGGGCUGAAGGAACUAGAAACCUCAACAUAUGGAACAGUCAACUACAGAGAGGAUGACCCAGACUGCGGCCUGAAAUCCAACUUGAUCACAAACCAGAGGUCACUCUUAGGGGAGAAGCCUGUUUGUAGUGAGUGUGGACGAAGCUUCAGGUAUCAGUCAGCUUUCAUCAGACAACACAGCGCACACUCAGGUGAGAAAUCUUAUAUAUGGCUGGGCUGUGGGCAUGGCUUAAACCUUAAAUCAAAUCUCAUCAGACACUAAAGGAGACAUUCAGAUGAGAAGUUGUAUGUUUGCAGUGAGUGUGGCCGAAGCUUUACCAAGAAGUCCAGCCUCCUUCAGCACCAGAGGACACACUCAGAGGAGAAGCCACAUGUGUGCAAGGAGUGUGGGCAAGACUUUAACUAGAAAUCACACCUCCUUAUAUACCAUAAGAUGCAGAUAGGUGAGAAGCCAUGUAUGAAGGAGUGUGGCUGAGGCUUUAACUGCAUAUCAAAUCUUGUGAGACACCAGAGGAUACACUCAGGUGAGAAACCUUAAGUAUGCCUAGGCUUUAACUGAGAAUCAAGCCUCUUUAUACACCAGAGGACACCCUCAGGGAAGAAGUUGUUCAUGUGCAAGAAGUAUAGGAGAGGCUUUAGCCAGAAGUCAGACCUCACCAAACAUCAGCGGACAUACUCAGGUGAGAUGCUUUAUGUUUGCAGUGAGUGUGGCUGAGGCUUUACCCAGAAAUCAGUCCUCCUUAUGUGCCAGAGGGCACACACAGGCAAGAAGGCUUAUGUCUGCAGUGAGUGUGGGUGAGGCUUUAACAGUAAGUCAAAUCUCAUCAGAUACUAGAGGACACGCUCAGGUGAGAAAACUUGUGUGUCCCUGGAGUGUGGGUGAGGCUUUAGCCAGAAGGCAGGCCUCCUUCUCCACCAGAGGACACACUCUGGGGAAAAGUCACAUGUGUGCAAGGAAUGUGGGCGAGGCUUUAGCUAUAAUAGACAUCAGUGGGCUCACUCAGGGCAGAAGCCCUAUGUUUGCAGUGAUUAUGGCUGAAGUUUUAGCCAGAAGUCAGACAUCAGAAGACACACUCAGAUGAGAAGCCGGCGGCGGGAAUCGGGCUGUCGAGUGGCCUUUAGGCCUCUGCAGAGGCGAAUCCGGCAGGAAUCGUAG
Messenger RNA from Orycteropus afer afer, 1779 nucleotides. The record is from RefSeq and is a predicted model, not a curated record. Lineage: Eukaryota; Metazoa; Chordata; Mammalia; Tubulidentata; Orycteropodidae.